Messenger RNA from Trichosurus vulpecula (common brushtail), 3536 nucleotides. It is a transcript of the gene TSPAN14, whose product is annotated as tetraspanin 14. The transcript is spliced from 9 exons. NCBI's taxonomy places the organism in Eukaryota, Metazoa, Chordata, Mammalia, Diprotodontia, Phalangeridae. The record is from RefSeq and is a predicted model, not a curated record. The coding region runs from base 451 to 1263 and encodes 270 amino acids. Gene Ontology annotation, biological process: regulation of vascular endothelial growth factor signaling pathway; protein maturation; protein localization to plasma membrane. Gene Ontology annotation, cellular component: membrane.
AACAACAAGAGGGCCAGGCUUGGCUCUGUGAAUAUCGGGGCGUGCAAGCUAUCCGUCAGUCGGUUCAUCCAUCCAUCCAUCCACCCGUCCGUCAGUCCAGCGAAGGGAGCGAGCGCCGCCCGUGGGCCCUGAAGCGCGCCCCGCCUCCCGUGCCUCCUUCCCCCGUAAAGCGCUGCGCUUCACGCCGUGCCAGGAGCAGGACGCCGAUCCCACCCGGCGCCCAGGCGGGCAGGCAGGCUCGCCUUGGUUCCUUCGCGAGUUCCCGGGGCUCGGGCUCCGCUUCUGUGUCUCCGCCUCUCUCCCGCCCCCUUUUCGGAUGUUCGGGGCACCCGGAUGGAUUGAGUGAGCCUAGCGUUCGCCACCUCCUCCUCCCGGCUUAACUUGCUCAAACUUCCUCGGCCGGGGCAGAGCGCCGCCGCCGCCGCCCCCGCGGGCCCUGUUUUCCAGAAGAUGCACUAUUACAGAUAUUCUAAUGCUGAAGUCAGCUGUUGGUACAAGUACCUUCUGUUCAGCUACAACAUUGUCUUCUGGUUAGCUGGAGUUGUUUUUCUUGCUGUUGGACUCUGGGCAUGGAGCGAGAAGGGGGUGCUCUCAGACUUGACCAAAGUGACUCGUCUCCAUGGUGUGGAUCCUGUGGUGCUGGUCCUGAUUGUGGGGGUGGUGAUGUUCACGUUGGGCUUUGCUGGCUGUGUGGGGGCCUUGAGGGAAAACAUCUGCCUCCUGCAGUUUUUCUGUGGGGCUAUCGUGCUGAUAUUUUUCCUGGAGCUGGCGGUUGCUGUGUUGGCCUUCCUGUUCCAGGACUGGGUGAGGGACAGGUUCAGGGAGUUCUUCGAGAUCAAUAUCAAGUCUUACCGAGAUGACAUCGAUCUGCAGAACCUUAUUGACUCCCUGCAGAAAGCUAACCAGUGCUGUGGGGCUUACGGCCCUGAAGACUGGGACCUCAAUGUUUACUUUAAUUGCAGUGGAGAAAGCUAUAGCCGAGAGAAAUGUGGCGUCCCGUUCUCUUGCUGUGUACCAGAUCCUGCACAAAAAGUUGUGAAUACACAGUGUGGAUAUGAUGUCAGGACUAUGACAAAGAACAAGUGGGAUGAAUCCAUCUUUACCAAAGGCUGUAUCCCUGCUUUGGAGGCCUGGCUGCCUCGGAACAUUUACAUAGUGGCAGGUGUUUUCAUCGCUGUCUCCUUACUACAGAUAUUUGGCAUCUUCCUGGCCAGGACCUUGAUUUCGGACAUUGAGGCUGUGAAGGCUGGCCAUCACUUCUGAAGAUAAAAGCCCAACCCCAGCUGUGAAAGUGAAUCCAUUUCACUGUCAUUAACUUCGCAUCAAUAUGGAAAGAAAUCCACAAGCUGGCCUGGGAGCUCUCGGCUGCCUCUCCACCACCACCUCCCUCCAAAUUAAGUCUUCCUUUGGCCAUCGGUUGGAUAGUCACUCUGUUUCUGCUUUGUGCUGGUGCAGAAGGAAGAAGGGACACUAAACAAAGCUCAGAAGGCCUGAAAUCCACCAGGGCUUCCUUCCAUUGGUGGUCGGGACCAGGGGAGGGUGGUGGGUAUUGUGACCAAGAAGCCAAGAACUGACCUAUAAGUGGCAAAGAGUGAUAGGAAACAUGAGGGGGAAGAGCUAAGAGACUUCGGCGAGCCCGAGUUAAGGGCACAUUUAAGAGUCGUCUCAGUGUCGAUGUGUGCAGGAUAUCACUGUCUUAGAGCCUAGCUUUCUUGGCUCCCAGUUACUGUAAUCUGAAUUCUUCCUUUGCUUCACUGGUGCUUACCUUGCUGGAUAGAGAAAAUCCAGCAUUGGGAAGACAAAAAUACAUAGAGAUGUUUCUAUUCUGUCUCAGUGACACCCAUUGUGAAGAAGUUGAAUCACUUCCUGGGUAUCUUGUCUUUCUAAAGGGAAGCCCAGGGAAUGAGAGAGAGAGAAAGAAUGGGAGGGGGUGGGGGGAAGAGAGAGAGAGAGAGAGAGAGAGAGAGGAGAGAGAGAAUGGGGGGGGGAGAGAGAGACAGAAAUAAAGGAAAGCUAGAACUGUGUGUGUAUAUGUGUGUGUGUGUGUGUACAGAUGAAUUUAACUGGGUGCCAAGAGAAUCUGAAUCAAAGAGAGCAUGGAACUUCAACUGUGCAAAAGUCAUAGUGACCCUGAGCCAAUGUAGAUACUUUAGUUAAAAAGAACUUUCUUAGCCUGCUGUACCCCUGAGAGAAGCUUGUAAAUGGUAGAGCCUCCUUGAAUGUUCUCCCUAAGGCUUUUCUGAGGGCAGAAGCCAUCUUCUUUUGUUCCAAUAGCAUUAUGUUCCAAAGGCAUUUUGGGGGGAGGUCUGUGGGUUGGGUUUUUCUCUAAUAUGUUUUAUCAUUUUCUCAAAGUUUGUAAAUAGUUUUAUUUAUCAGGGUAAACACAUUCUCUCAGAAGUACUUUCAUGGUUUUCUUAGAGCUCCUUCCCACCCUCAAAAGCCUUGUAUCCAGGAAGACUUGAGUUCAAGGUCAGAGUCUUCACACAUGUUGACUGUGUGUCUUUGUGUGUCACUUAACUUCAGUGAUCCUUGCAACUCUCUUAAGGCUUAAGUUGGAGAGAAGUUGCUGACUUGCAUUGGUAGAGGGAAUUUCCUCACUUGGGAGUUCCCUAAGCCAAUGAAAUCACAGGUUCACUUCCUAGCCCCAUCCCUUAUCAGCCUGACAACAUGAGCUGGACUGAGACUAUUUUUAAGAGUCCAUAUGGGAAUUCUCUUGAGUAAUACCCGCUGUGACGCUGGGUAAUUUUUCUUGAGAACCUUUCACCUUUGCCCCCAGGCACAGGCAGUAGACCUAAUGCUUUCAGCCUGUUGAUUUUCAUUGCUACAGAAAAAGGUCAUGGGGAAGUUGUUCUUCCUGUUCUCUGAGACCAGGUAGCGCUAAUGACAAUAAUUGACCGAUAUAUUCAUUAGGGGUUCAUGAAGCCAUUCAGUAUUUUCUCUUUUGCUGGGAAGCUCUACUUCGUGAGAACAUUCCUUCCCUCGUUCUCUCCCCGACCUUCCCCCCACCCCUCCUUUUUUUUGAUUCCCAACGAGGCAGGGUCUCUUCAAUGCUUGUAUUGUCCACCUUUAUCGCAUCUUACCUAAGCUCCAUUGUCCCUUUCACAUUGCUUAUUUUUGUUUCUUGAUAUGUGUGUUUAUUACAUGAAAUCUGUUUCCUCUACUAAUUAAUACCCCCCUCUCUUGGCCUCCGUAAUUGGGGCAUAGUCAGUUUUGUGUUGGGCCAUUUACUAACAGUCAUUCCUGCUUAUAAUGGUGCCCCACUUGUUGUUCAGGGAUCGCUAUGUUUAAUGUCCAUGCCUAACAUGAUGUAAGUUUUAGUAUGGUGUAGGCUGGUAUUUUUUUUAAGUUUUGUAUGUUUGUAGACUAGGGAAAAGAAUGAUGCCUGUGAUUUUGGAAGUGUGAUACCUUUCUUUGACCGCCAAACUUGUUUCUUGUUGUUGUUUUUGAAUUAUAUCUUUAUAUAAAUGUUGACUUUUUCUUAUUUCCCAAGUGGUGUUAAGUAUCACAGUAGUAAAUAAACAUGGCUGCCAUGGGAA